This is a messenger RNA of Vespula pensylvanica (western yellowjacket), 3098 nucleotides long. RefSeq lists its product as uncharacterized. NCBI's taxonomy places the organism in Eukaryota, Metazoa, Arthropoda, Insecta, Hymenoptera, Vespidae. The record is from RefSeq and is a predicted model, not a curated record. The transcript has 5 exons. Bases 1354 to 2172 code for a protein of 272 amino acids.
GAGUACUUUCUGUUUUAAAAAUUCUAUUUUAUUGCAAUGUUAUUUACAAAUUAUGAUAAUAAACGCAUAAUUACGUAUGCGUAUUUGCUUUUAAUUAUUAUAAUAUUACCUAUUAAUAAAUUGAUUGUAUGUGAAGUUUACCUUGAAAGUUAAUGAUCUGAAAUAAUUCAUUCGCAGAUUAAGUGAAAAAAUAAUAUCUUUCUUAGCAGAUGUCCAUACGGAAUGCUUUCACUAGAAACUGUGAAAAUAAGACUCUGUUUCUGACAUAUAUAGUUCUGUACCACCCCUUGUGGAUAUGACAAAUCGUCGACAUAAUUGCAGUACGGUUUCGCUUUCAUUGUUAGAUUUCCAUGUGAUAUUAUCACGAUGCGUGACGUUCUACUACCUCUUCGCGUCAUUCUUUUAGUCACUCUUCCCGAAAUUGUGAGUACUUUCGAAGCUGAAAUAAUUUCUGUCUUUUGCAACAUUAAUUGCUCGACUAUUAACGUGUCAACUGAUUUUUCAGUCUCAAGCUUAUUCCGAAUGUAUCAUAUAAUCCAUGUAUCGUACAUGCAUAGUAUCACACAUAUUAUAAAGUAUUUGAAAUCAUUUCUUAAUACGUUGUAUCGCAUUUAUAAUGUUUCCUUUUCUUUUUAUCAUCAACUAUACGAUAUCAGUAUAAUAAUUAUUUUCACGUUUUAUUUUAUAAAUAUUUAAAGUAUAUGAAAUACAUAAGAUAGCAAGAAGAUGUCUAUAAUUUUGCUACCGUUGAAAGGUCUCGAUUUUAGAUAUCGUUUCAAGGUAAACAAUUCUAAAGCGAGAAAGUGGAUAUACUUUGAAGCAAUAUAACGACAGUGAAAAGAAAUGAGCGUAAACAUUUCAUAGGUUCUAUGCAAGUAUAUUUGUCUUUGCAGAAUGGAAUUCGUUCUGGACGUUGCUUAGGAAAAUUUGCGAAAGUUACGCGAAAGGCACGACAUGCGCAGUGUACGUGCGUAAUUGGACAAUUCGUCUCUCUACGUAAGGAGACCUUUUUAUCUUUCUUUCUAUCCAAGUGAAAACAAUAGUAUAGCUAUUGUUACAAAUUUCGAUAUAAGUAUGUAUGUUUACUCUAUUAAAAAAAAGUAAUAAUUAGCGGAGAGAAAUGUAUUUAUACACAUAUAAAAUUUUAUAAGAAACAUAUAAUUUUAAGUGAUAAAUAACAAGAUAUAAUAAUUGCUAAUGUCCAUUUCCCUGGUACAAUUUAGUCUAUCUUUCUUCCUAGGCUCGUUAAUUCUAUUCGAGAAAAGGAAUUUCCUGUUCGUCGAAGGGGUGGGCUGAGCAUUAUACAUAGUCUGCUAGCUAGCUAGAACUCGACUUGUAGGAAACUGUCCAUCAAUGCCAUCGUGUUUGAUAAGAGAACAUACGAUAUACAAAAUUUCUGCAAUGAACGUGACCUUCUUACUUGUGUUUCUUAUUAUACAAUUAACAACAGCCGAUCAUACAUCGAUUGGAUCCGGUAAAGGAAAAACUUCCAAAAUGAAAAAUCCAUUUCUUGGUCAUACGAAGCCUCGAUUUAUUUCGUUCGACUCCGAAGAAGGAAAUAUCGAUAUUAGUUGGGAUGUAUCGAUACCUUUUAUUUCUAUUCCAUUAUUGUAUAAAAAUGAAGAGAACGAACAUUCGCCAACGCUCCUCAAUGUCAAUACAAAAGCAUUAACAAUCGCUGGAUUAGUUACAGGAAUUUCUUCUUUAGUUGCACCACUAUUCUCAAAACCUAUUUCAUCGUCAUCGCAAUCGCAUUAUCGUUGGUUGAUCAUAUAUUUUUUUUUAUCGAAUAUAACAACGAUCAAAAAGAAGAUAUUACGUAAUAACGUUUUUACAUUUUCAGGAACGGACGAUGGAAUGGAAUGGUUAACAAUGGGUAAUACAAUUAAUGAAAUAAUUUUUUCCAAUAAUUAUGUAGCUCCUUGUAUGCAACGUAUUGUUUGUUCGAUCGUAUCGGCUGCCAGUCGUGCAGAUAAUCCUACGAGUACGGAAAAAAUUAUCGAUGGUUUAUCCAGUCAUAGAUGGUUCAAGGAUGCAACAAAUGGAACACUUAUCGAGGACGCCGUUUCGGUAGGUAGAGAUGAUAAUCGCGAUUGUACAAAAGUUUAUAAAAGUUGUUUGAUAACGCCGAGAGUAUUGAAAAAUUUCAUGAAUCAAUUUGGAAUAAUGUGAGGUGAGAAAAAAAUUACGAGAGAAAAGAGAGAUCUCACAUUCCAAUUGUUAUGACAAUAGUUCAAGAACAAACUGAUACAGUUAAGUUUUUCAAUAUUUAUGAAUUGAUAAUUAUUAUUAAAACUAAUUUUAUAUAAAGUGUAUGAUGCGCGCGUGUGUAUGUGUGUGUUAUGAAGACAAUUUUCUAUCUUUAUCUUUUAUCUAUUUUUUUAUGAAUGAGAAAAACUUAAAAUCAAAAGAUUGUUAUUGUUAGAAUUCUAGAACGAUUAGAUUGAUUUUUUGUAAUCUAUUUUUUUUAUGUAUAAUAAAAUUCGUAUUGCGUAUAAGUAUCCGUUUGAAAAUAAGAAAUAUAAUUGUUUGUUAUGGUUAGUAAUAGAAAAAUUGAAAAACUUUUACGUUGCUUCUAAUACUGUUUACUAACAUCUUUAUUCCAUUUCAAUUUGCCACUCCCACUGUAUUCAUCAUUCAAGGCUUAUCGUCAUGACGCGACGGUUCGUAAGUACACGUGAUUGGAUAACGUCGUAUUGUUAAAUUUAGAAAACGUCCAAUCAUCUCGAAGCUUUUUUAUCGUUGCUUCGUAAUUGGAUAGUAUAUAUGGCCGAUGCCAGUUGAUUCAUAAGUUUAUCGAGACCAAUCGAAACUCGUAACAAUCGCCACUCGUAUCAAGAUACUCGACAUUCGGAAGUCAGACUUUUUCUCCAACAUAUAGUAUAUCAUACUGGAUGAAAGAUUUUUAUCCAAAUGUCAAUUUUUAUUCCUCCUUGUCAUUAUAAUUCUAGUUGAUGUUAGAAACAUCGACGAUUUCACGAAUAUAAUUGAUGUGUACUCAAAGGAAUAUAACAUAGUAAUACACGUUAAAAGUGUACGGCCGUUUUAUGGAUUAUCAAGGCAUGUUUGACAUCACAGAAACGAGUGUUCCGUUUUAG